Messenger RNA from Dreissena polymorpha, 3620 nucleotides. RefSeq lists its product as uncharacterized. The record is from RefSeq and is a predicted model, not a curated record. Lineage: Eukaryota; Metazoa; Mollusca; Bivalvia; Myida; Dreissenidae. The coding region runs from base 953 to 2344 and encodes 463 amino acids. The transcript has 7 exons.
UUUUCAAAAAUUCAAAACUUUACGAAAGCCCAGUAAAUUCUCUCAUCCGAUCGAGUGUGGGAUGUUUAAGAUUCUCUAAUCCGCACUAUCAAAGGCAAACCAGAUCAAUGGAUUCAAUCAUUCCAGAUCUGGGCCUGUGUCAAGCAUGAAUUUAGUAAUCCGUAUCUGGGAAACCUUUGUGUAGUUCACCCCUUAACCGACAGGCACCAGCAAAAACUCUUCUAUUGAGAAGGAGUGCUGUAUCAGAAGAAGAAAGGGUUUCCAGGACUCGCAUACAGUGUGAAAGAGUAAUUUCAGUGUGAUGGUUGCAGUUUCAGUUUAUUUGCACAAUCAGCAAAUACAUGCUGUAGGUCACACAUACUAAGCAAACAUAAAAAAAGACCAUCAUAGUGUUCGAAAAAAUCAUUAGCACAAACUCCCCUCAUAGUCGUACCCGCUAUUUCGGUAUGUCAACAAUAGCCCCUUUAACAUAGUACAACAACAACAAGCAUGGCGGCGCCAAUCAUGAAUAUUUACAAUUGCACAAUGAAUUUUUCACAAAUUAGCAGUCAGACUAGCGUUGUAUCAAUGUAUAACGCACACCAACUUGUAAAAUUAACAUUUCAGGGCAUACUUCUGCAUUCUGCAAGGAAUACUUGGUACGGUAACACAAAAAUGUGAACAUUUCAAAAAUCUGAGCCCAGGAAAUGAGGAUUUUCCGACGUCUUUUUUUUUCAAAUUCAAAAGUUGGAGAAAGCCCAGUCAUUUCUCUCAUCCGCCGGCCUGAUCAAGUGUGAGUGGGACAAUCACCGUUACUACAUCGAGCCCAUCGCCUUAGACAUGCAGCUAGUCCAGAGAUACUGACGUUAAGGCUAACUCCUCAGUCACUGAGGUACACAGGGGGAGUACACGUUCAUCUGUAACGAGCAGAGCUGUGGGAAGCAGUUUCUCACGUCGUACGCAUUACGCAUUCAUGUGCGGGUCCACACGAAGGAAAAACCUUUUGAGUGUGAGGUGUCUGGGUGUGAGAAACAGUUCAACACUGUGUACAGGUUACGUGCCCACCAACGAGUACACACAGGUCAGACAUUCAACUGUGAGGAAGACGGCUGCACCAAGUUCUUCACGACGCUGUCUGACCUUCGCAAACACAUCCGCACACACACAGGAGAGAAACCUUUCAAGAGAGAAGCCCUAUCAGUGCGGUCAAUGUGAGGGCAAGGCCUUCUCUACAUCUCACAGCCUCAAGAACCACCUGAACAGGCAUGUGGCAAAACAGGAGAACAAACAGAGUGUGGAGCAUCUUGAACAUUCAGAGUCUUCAUUACCGAUGAUGGAUGCUGAGGAGUUGCUGGAAACCAUGACAAAGUUCCAAACCUCCCAUCCCAGCAACCAGGGAAUCACAUUGUAUCCAGUCGAUGAGGAAGGUAACAUAGAGGUAGAGCCAGUGAUUAAGGUUCCCAUAGUAACAGCUGGAGUUAGGCCACGAUCAUCACAGCCUGCCUCUGAAACCACGCCCACCUCUCGUACGUGUAACACUGACUGCAAAUGUGCUUGCUGUGACAUGCCCUUUGCUAUAACCCCCAGGGUCGUAAAAUCAAAAGUGAAAAGUGGACCACAGAAAAAGAACAGAUCUAGUAAACAGGAUGCCGCAAAACAACAAAAAACUUUUACUUCAGAACAAUGCUGCUUUUCGCCGGAGAUAAGUGAUAAUGUAGAAGGUUAUUCAGAAUUACAGGAUUCUGAAUGUGUCCUGAAAUGUGUUGCGGAUCAUAAAUGUGCUACUACUUCUGGCAGUAAUACUUACAUUGGUUCCGGUCACAAUAAUAUUGAUAACAAUGUGGACAUGGUGUCCAGUGAUACAGGGGUACCCCUGAUAGACGGUGCAGUUCCCAAUACGGGGGAUGGGGAGGGUGUGGAAGAGGUGGGUGAGAAAGUACUUGUUCAGCAUUACCUACUGACCAGCAUCAUAACAAACUCGUCCAGCGGUAAACAGACCAAUCAGUUGAUCACCACGCCAAUCAUGCUGCCUAAUGCCUGUAACACAGAGGUAAACAGUGACCAGUUGAAACCGGUUCCUGUCCACUUGGUGGCCAACCUGCUUGUCGGGCAACAGUGCGAAAUGGCUACCGAAUCUCAGGUGUCGGCCGUCAGUGCAUUUAGGGCGGAAUUAAUACCCGAGGGCAUCAACACAGGGGUGUAUCCCAGCGAACAAGAUGCGGCAACUUGUGAGACCAAUGAAAUUGGAAAUAUUGCAUACAUUAAACAGGCGAGCAUUGGUGACAUUGAAUCCAUGCCGUAUCCAAACUCAAUCUGUGAUAACGUUGAGGGAAUUACUAACAUCACUGUUUCAGAACCCAGUUAAUGUCCACCCCUGUCGCUCCAAUGAUUAUUGAUGCCCAAUGUAUGGACAAAUGUUGCGACUACACGGGGACAGUAGUGGACGGAAGGGAGUUCCUACUGACUGGCCCACUGACCACUGACCUUCCCCAGGGUGGGAAUGUGGGUCAGGGGGUCAUGGUUAUUGGGCCAGGGGACUUGGAACUCUCAAUGGCAGCUUCACAAGAACUGAAUGACGCCCUCUCAAGCAUUUAGUUUUCAGGAAAUAUGGGAGACUCGUUUGGGGAAGACUGGGCUUAAUGCAUGGGAGUAAAGUGUCAUCUCAGAUUAGCCUGUGCAGUCUGCACAGGCUAAUAAGGGAUGACACUUUCUGCUUUUAUUUAAUUUUUAGUUUCAAGAAAGUUUCUAAAAAUUAAACGUCCAGUUUAUGCGGCAAGUGUCGUCCCUUAUUAGCCUGUGCACAUUGCACAGGCUAAUCUGGGAUGAUUCAAUGCAAAUGCAUUAAGCUCUGUUUUCCCAAAACUGUAACUUACAGACAUCUGUCAUAAGAGUCAUGAUCACACAAUGAAUAUUCUUCCAAUUAUGUUUUUUGAUAAGUAUUAGUGCUAUUGAUAUUCUGUUCACUGUAUUUCGUGGAACUUACACUUCACCUUUCCCCACUGAGUUAUGUCCAUUUUGACAUAGAUUUCCGAGUUAAAGUUGUCUCUUGAUAGAUCUAUAAACUUUACUACCAGCGAAAUGGCAACUCAUGUUAGAUGUAUAUGAGUGACCUAAGUACAUGUACAAAGUGCACUUUCAAUUCAUCGUCUAAAACAGAACUAUAAUCAUUGUUGUAAUUACAAUACUUCUUUGAGGCAAUAUUAUUUAUGUGAUAAUAAAACAAAGGUUUAUUUAAAACGCAGUGAACAUGUCAUUUAUGCAGAAUUAUGCAUUUAUAUCUUAAGACUCACAUUAAGUGUUACAAGAAAGGAUGAAUUUAUGCAGAACAGAAGAUGAAGUUGUUACCUGUGUUGCUCAGCGUAAGAUCAGGUCCCGUAUUCACCAACCAAUUCUUAAACUUAACUCUAAAAAAUUAACAAUAUUCUCAAAACUGCAAUAUUCUUAAAUAUGGGUACAUGUUAAUGCAUGUAUUGACAUGGAAUUUAACACCAUUUAUUACACAUUCGUCAUUAGAACUAUUCUUUUAUGACAAAAAGAAUAUUUGUAACCGUUAUAUGUUAAAAUGCUGAGGGUAUUUUCGUUGUUCUAUGUAUAUGGGUGUGCUCUGUUAAAAGGGGGUUUAAUGCAUGUGUGAAAAGUGU